Molecule: messenger RNA, 909 nt
Organism: Cladocopium goreaui
Lineage: Eukaryota; Dinophyceae; Suessiales; Symbiodiniaceae
Source: the annotation of a GenBank genome assembly
AUGUACUGGAUGAGAUUGCUUGAAGGUGUCUCUCUGUCGAAACAAAUUGGCGUGGCAUUGUUGCCCCUCAAAAAGCUGGCUCAUGGAUUACUUCCAGCAAUGAGCUUCACCAUCCUAGGGUUUUGUGCAUUCUCUCAUGCGAUGUGUGCUGUGCAAGUGACCCCUGAGCAUUUGUGGCCGCACACCUUUUGGUAUAGCUUUACCUCCCUGAUAACCCAAGGGCUGCCCGAGCAUCCGCCGGAUGACUACCUUGAACUGUUUUUGCUCUACGGUGGUGUCCUGUUUUUUUCCAUUUUCGUGAUGAACAUUUUCAUCGGAGUGAUCAGUGAGCAAUACGCUUCAGAGAAGGAACAGGGAGAUGUGAUGUUUGAAAGGGUCCGGGCCCAUUCCUGCCUAAACUAUCUCACACGUAUCACUGUGCUCCCCUGCAAUUUGCUCACACCAAAAGCUGCAGCGCUGCUAGCGUUGGGAACCAUGGCUUUGACCUUGAUGCUACAGCUUGGGGUCCUUUACUCCAGGCGACCCGUGCCAGGUAUUCUGCAGCUCGCAGCUUUCAUUGCUUCACAAGUAGUGCUCUUCAUGGUUUCCAUUCAGUGCAAGGGCAAAAGUUUUCCAUGGAGCCAACAUGAUGGUGCCAAGAGAUACCUGUGGAUUUGUGAGCCCUCCGAGCCUAGCAGCUCCCGGGACCUUCGUAGCCCUUGGGCCCAGCAGUCAAACGACAGCGUACGAUUGGUCGAAGCCGUGGAGAGAACUCUUGCUAUGAAUUUGGACGGUAUGAGGCAGGUAGUGAGGAGUGAGAUGAUGGCCAGCAUGUCCGUUGCCGGACGCGACAGCACAUGGCCCAGAAGUGAUGGCCCAGAAGUGGUCAAUCAAGACAAAGAACCAUUCUUCAAGCGGUGGGGGCGCUAA